Molecule: messenger RNA, 1302 nt
Organism: Vitis riparia (riverbank grape)
Lineage: Eukaryota; Viridiplantae; Streptophyta; Magnoliopsida; Vitales; Vitaceae
Product: GATA transcription factor 7-like
Exons: 2
Coding region: 215-1111 (298 amino acids)
Biological process (GO): regulation of DNA-templated transcription
Molecular function (GO): zinc ion binding; sequence-specific DNA binding
Source: RefSeq, a predicted model, not a curated record
AAGUGAGAGUGAGGGAGGGAGAGCUUUGGUUGAUUGAUUGAAUUUAGAUUUGUUAUUUUAGCUUUAUCUGCCGACACACAAGAGGCCAUAAAGGACCACUGGGGGACAGCUGCUCAAGACUACGUUUUCUCCUGUGUUCUCUCCUCUCUCUCUUUCUUUUUAUCUCCCUAUUUGUAUUUCUGGGUGGGUUUCAAAAAUAUAGCAGAGGGUGGUUAUGGAUUUCUACCGGGAAGUAUCAGUUUCCGGUGAAUACCCUCAGGAGCAGGUCCCUUCCACAGUCUGCUCCAAGCUUGGGGGCUUAUCAGCUGGUUCUCUUGAUGAUCUUUUCUCCACCCAGAAUACGGAAGUGGAUGUUAGCUUAGAGUGGCUGUCAAUUUUCGUAGAGGACUGCUUAUCCAGCACCGGAAACUGCCUCCCGGCGCCCAAAAAUGUUGCAAGUGAUAGUGCAACCCCGAAACCCUCAAAACCCUUGCAGUCAAUGCAGAAACCCCAACAAAAACCUUCGUCCCCACUGCAAAAUUUGGUAAUCCCAGGCAAGGCCAGAAGCAAAAGAAAAAGGGCCACAACCAUAACCACCUCGUUCAGCAACUGGGUUCACCAUCUAAACCCGGAAAACCAAAACCUCCAUAUUACCAGCUCUGACCCUCCUUUGCUUCAACAAGCUUAUUGGUUGGCUGACAGUGAGCUCAUUGUGCCCAAAAAGGAGGAGAGCAGCAGCAAUAAUAACAACAACAAUAACAACAGCAUGGUGAAAGAAGAAGAGGAAGUAGAAGAAGAAGAGGAGGAGGAAGAAGAAGAGGAAGAAGCAAGGGAGGAGGUGGAGGUGGAGAAGGGGAACAAGGAGAGCUGGGGCAAUUUGGAGGGGAGUAAUGGGCAGCCAAGGAGGUGCACCCAUUGUCUAGCACAGAGGACCCCACAGUGGAGGGCAGGACCAUUAGGCCCUAAAACACUCUGCAAUGCAUGUGGGGUGAGGUACAAGUCGGGCAGGUUGCUGCCCGAAUACAGGCCGGCCAAAAGCCCUACUUUUGUGAGCUAUAAGCACUCCAAUUCUCAUAAGAAAGUCAUGGAGAUGAGAAUGGCUGUUCUCUCUUCCAUUCCCAGUGACCAGUGAGCAGUCAGCAAUCAGCAAUCAGCAGUCAGCAGUGAGCAUUAAUUAUCCCUUAAAUUUGUUAGUUUUCAAAAGUUUCAACCCUCCAUUUCCACCACCCUCCAAUGUCCACCCAGUGUAAAUCAUAGUUGAAACACUAAAAUCUAUUCAGAAAUUCUUAUAUAUAUAAUGCUAUUUUAUAUGUUUACCUCUUA